Messenger RNA from Closterium sp. Yama58-4, 1179 nucleotides. The record is from the annotation of a GenBank genome assembly. Lineage: Eukaryota; Viridiplantae; Streptophyta; Zygnematophyceae; Desmidiales; Closteriaceae.
AUGGGCGGGCAUAUCAGCACCGGCAUUUCACGAGGAGAGGGAGUGAUUUCACGCUCUCACCUGCCCUGCCUUCUUACCACUUGCUUGCCUUCCCCAACCCUCCCCCCACUCGCCCCCUACCCCCGGCAGCCCAUGGGAGUGUGGCUGCGGCAGCGCAUGCAGGAGGUGGCAUGCAUGCUUUUGUGCUCUUACAAUCCUUGCUUUCUGACCCACUUGCUUCCCUUCCCCAACACCCGCUCUCUCCCCUACCCUUUCUCUCCUCGCCAGCCCAUGGGAGUGUGGUUGCAGCAGCGCAUGCAGGUGGCAUGGGCGGUCAUAUCAGCACAGGCGGUUCACAAGGAGAGGGAGCGGCUCCGGAAACGUGUGGCUGAGGUGAAGACACGUGUCAGGCAGCUAGUGGCUCUCGUGCCUCGGCUGCUCAAGCAGGGAGGGGGAGAGGGAGUGAGGAGAGGAGGGGGAGGAGAAAAGGGAGGAAAGGAAGGGGAGGAGAGAGGAAGCAGGGGGGUGGAGGGUGGGAUUAGCAUGGAGGGAAUCAUGAUGGGUGAGUUUUUCCUGGCGGAUAUUCUCAAUGCCACUAACGCUACAGCUGCUGCAAAUGCUACAGCUGGUGUGAAUGUUACUGUUGGUGAAAAUGUUACUGCCGGUGUGAAUGUUUCGGCAGCUGCUGAUGCCACCAAGGGUGCAGCUGAUGCCACCAGAAUUGUGAACAGCAGAGAAGCAAGAAAGGCCGGUUCUCAGGCUGCAGUGCUUGUGGCACCCCCUGCACCGGUUGGUGCUGCUGAUUCUACCAGAGGUGCUGCUGAUUCUACCAGAGGCGCUGCUGAUUCUACCAGAGGCGCUGCUGAUUCCACCAGAGGCGCUGCUGAUUCCACCAGAGGCGCUGCUGAUUCUACCAGAGGCGCUGCUGAUUCUACCAGAGGCGCUGCUGAUUCUACCAGAGGUGCUGCUGAUUCCGCCAGGGGCGCAAUCACCAGAGAAGCUAGAAAAGCCGUUUCUCUGCCUACAGUGGCUGUGGCACCCCCUGCACAUGAUGCUGCUGACGUUGGGACUCGCAAAACGCCGUCUUCGCUGGUGUCAGGUGCAAGUCGAGGUGAUGAGAAGAGUGAUGUGAGGGUUGGAGUUUCAGCAGCUGUAACAGCUGUGGUUGAGAGUAGGAAUGGGUAUGAGAAGGGAAGAUGA